GUGUGGGGGGGGGGGGGGUGCUCACUGACAGACAGCGAGAAAGAGAGAGAGGGCUGCCUCCCAUCGCUCCUGCUGUCACUGCGCUCUCUCUUUUUCUACAUUUCAAACAUGGCCAAACUCUUUGCCACCAUACCAUCACUCUCCUUUACCUCCUCGCCGUCGUCGUCGUCGUCGUCAUCAUCAUCCUCACCCUCCUCCUCCUCCUCCUCCACCUCCUCCCCCUCCUCCUCAGCAGCGGCGUUAUCUCCGGUAGCGUGAUGCCCCGGGAGGAUGGAGAAGCUGUCGGCGAGCCUGUCGGAGAUCACUUGGAGCCCGUUGGCGCUGCCGCUGGACGCGGUCGUCAGCAAGUUCCGUCUGCCCACUCUGGUCCGGCUGGCCCACGGUGAAUGUGUGGAGGGACUGUCGGAGGAGGAUGUGGUGCUGUUACACUCCUGUCGCCAGUGGACCACAGUGACCGCCCACAGCUUAGAGGAGGGACACUACGUUAUUGGACCCAAGAUAGACAUCCCUCUGCAGUACCAGGGGAAAUUCAAGUUGUUGGAUGAAGACCGAGACGUCAGGGAUCCCGUCCAGUAUUUUUCCAGCGUGGAGGAAGUCGCUGGAGUCUUCCCCGACCGGGUUUUCGUCAUGGAGACGAUCACUUUUAGUGUCAAGGUGGUGUCGGGGGAGUUCAGUGAGGACAGCGAGCCCUACAGCUUCACUCUGCAGGCUGGAGAUGAGCUGUCACUCAUGGGGAAGGCGGAGCUUCUCUGUGCCACGCCCUCGAAGGAGAAGACGGGCCUGAGCGCACUCUUGAGACGUCUAGGGAAGACUCCUAGAAGUAAAACCCCAUGCCUGGUCUGUAUGAACCAUCGCACGAAUCAGAGUGUCAGCCUUCCCUUUGGUUGCCGUGGUCGCUUUUGCACGCGCUCCCCACUGGAGCAAGGCAUGCUGGGCGGGGAGCACACGGUACGCAGCAUCAUCGAGAGGGUCCGCCUGCCCGUCAAUGUGUCCGUGCCUUCGAGACCGCCGCGGAACCCCUACGACCGCCAUGCGGUCCGGGAGGGCCACCGCUACAAGCUGCUCAACAUCGUCAGCAAGACGGUGGUGCUCUGCAUGGUGCUCCGCCGACAGGAAGUCUCCCCGUCCCACUUCCUGCUUCUGCGCUGCAUGCCCCGGUUCAACGUGGCCGAGGCCUCCGCCCACACGGCGGCGCUGGAGGGCCUCCUGUUGCGGCACGCGUUCGACCCGGACGCCUACUCUCGAGCCGUCAGGGAGACCCGGCCGGAGCUGGAGUGUAUGACGGAGGAGUGCGUGAGCCCGCGGCGCUCUCGCAUGUGCGUGUCGGGCCAGGACUCGUUGGCGCCGGCACUGCAGCGCCUCUCCAUGUGCGGGUAUGGGGGCGGGGUUUCGGACAGCCUGUCGCAGCGCUGCAGGGACUCUCUCGGGGAGCGGCUGGGGGAGGGACCAGGUGAAGAGCGCGAGUAUGUGACCCCCGAGUGGACCGAGGCCGAAAUGAGGACCAGUGAGGAAAUCCCUUACGAGGAACUCUGGACCAAUCAGAACGCGGAGGGCUUGGGGAAGGAGCCGAACCUCAUCUCCUUUCAUUCGUCCUCGUCGCUGGAUGGCUCUUUCGGCACCGUGGUGACGAGGGUGUCCACCCCGCCGCCCGUACCUCCGAAAUCAGAAGCUGUGAGAGAGGAGUGUCGCUACUUGAUCGCCCCUCCGGUUCCCCCUCGCUGCUCUAAAGGAGGGUCCAUCUCCAGUCCGGUCCCCAGCCCUCCCGUCCCCCCUCGCUUCCCCAAAACCUCCACCUCCCCGAGACCCAACCUCUCCUUCUACUCCUCUGGACUCCAGGACAGCUGCUCGCCCUCUCCAGACGCCUCCCUCUACUGCUACCCGUGCUCCUGGGCCGACUGCCCGGCCCCUCACCCUGCCAGCCCCGAGCCGGCCUCCGCCGUCCCCGCAGACAACACAGCCAAUCCUCACCCGGCGCAGGCGACCUGGGCUGAGCCGUGGGCGGAUCCCUUCACCCCCUCCGGACCUCGUCUGAGGCCUCCGCAGAGUCGGUUUGCUCCCUUCGGGGCGUUGAACCCCUUCAACCGCCAGUCGCCUUGCCCCUCGCCCGAGCCCACCGCCGCCGCCGCCAACCCCACAGCGGACUCCUCCAGGGGGGCGGAGGGCGGCGGGACGUCCGCGGGGGUCACCGAAGGGCAGCCCCCGACUCCCGACCUCACCUGGAGGCCUCCCGCCGACCUGUCCGUGCUGUCGUUGGAGGAAGUGUCGGCCUGCCUGCGCUUCAUCGGCCUAUCGGAGGCGGCGGUGGGCGUGUUCCAGAGGGAGCGGAUCGACGGCAGCCUCCUGGUGCAGCUGACCGAGGACAUCCUGUCACAUGACUUCCACCUGAGCCGGCUGCACGUCACCAAGAUCACACAGUUCAUACAGGGCUGGAGGCCCAAGAUCUAACACACACACACACACACACACUGUGCUGAUAAUGUGCCUGUUGGCUGCUGAGCCUGCUGAAUGUGCCUUCCACUGUGACCGAAGCUGAGACGUUACCGAAGGAAACCCUGCCACCCUGUGUUUAGGGGACAGAACUGACACUCGACCGGCUCUCGUGGCUCUCCCGCAGACUGGCUCCCUAUUUCCAGUCUGAAUCACACACUGGGACUAGUUUUACUAACAAAAUGGUUCUAAGACUGUCAGCCAAAUGAGGAACGUGGUGGGAAGUUUUGGUUUGUAUAAAAAGGGGCAGAAAGUCAACCACAAUCACACAUCAAACCUGAUAUGAGGAAAAGAAAAAAAUGAACACAGAGGGGUUUAUGGGUAUUUACAGCCUCUACUGUGGUAUGAGGUGGAACCACUGAACCGGUUCCCCCAGCUGGGUCUCAUGCACCGUCCUCUCCAUCCGUGCAUCGAGCAUCCGUGGCCUGUCAUUGGCAAGAAUAACAAUUCUUAGGAUAUAAGAGAGAAUUAGUUGUUUAAAGCUGAUUGAGAAAAAAAGGAAACAAAAGACAAAUCUGAGGCACCCAAUAAAGUAAAUAGGUUUCUGGUACUGAUCGACACUGAACCCUCCUCUUACACUAUUCGGUAUGAAGGCCAUUUUGUACUUUGAGACAGUGACAUUUUCUAUUAACAUUCUCUGUAAGGGUAACACGAGACGUCCUUCUCUCUGUAAGUCAGACACACAGAUGUGUUGCUCACAAAUAGUUCUCACAAUGUACCUCAGAUCACUUGUUCAGAUAUGCUUGAUUUAGCCUUGAGUAAUAAUAAAUGAAAUUCCACUAA
Molecule: messenger RNA, 3270 nt
Organism: Pungitius pungitius (ninespine stickleback)
Lineage: Eukaryota; Metazoa; Chordata; Actinopteri; Perciformes; Gasterosteidae
Gene: garem2
Product: GRB2 associated, regulator of MAPK1-like
Exons: 7
Coding region: 271-2445 (724 amino acids)
Source: RefSeq, a predicted model, not a curated record